Molecule: messenger RNA, 1167 nt
Organism: Abrus precatorius (Indian licorice)
Lineage: Eukaryota; Viridiplantae; Streptophyta; Magnoliopsida; Fabales; Fabaceae
Product: DNA repair protein RAD51 homolog 1-like
Exons: 9
Coding region: 90-1004 (304 amino acids)
Biological process (GO): mitotic recombination; DNA recombinase assembly; chromosome organization involved in meiotic cell cycle
Cellular component (GO): condensed nuclear chromosome
Molecular function (GO): double-stranded DNA binding; ATP binding; ATP hydrolysis activity
Source: RefSeq, a predicted model, not a curated record
CCCCUGGUCUUGGCGUCCCUCCCACUCUUUUCAACACACAACCCCUGUUCUUUCCUCUGCCAUCAUCCAUCACUUCUCAAAGAUCGAAGAUGUCAACCAAGGUGGAACAAUCGGAAAACCAGAAAGCUGUCUCUCAAUAUGGCCCUCUACCUGUCGUCGAGCAACUUCAGACAUUGGAUAUAGCCUCCACAGAUGUUAAAAAGUUUAAAGGAAUCAGAAAAGCUGAAGUUGACAAGGUUAUCGAAGCAGCUUCUAAGCCUGUGCCUAUGGAUUUUAUUAGUGGUAGUGAACUCCAGGCCAAGCGCAAUGCAACCAUUCAGAUAACUACAGGAUCAAGAGAGCUUGACAAGAUAUUGGAAGGUGGAAUUGAGACAGGUUCUAUCACUGAGUUACAUGGUGAAUUUGAAACUGGGAAGACUCAAUUGUGUCUCACUCUCUGUGUCACUUGCCAGUUGCCACUAGACAAAGGAGGUGCUAAGGGGAAAGUUAUGUACAUAGAUACAGGGGGCUCAUUUAGGCCUCAACGACUCUCACAGAUAGCAGAUAGGUUUGGAUUGGAUGGGUCUGAUGUAUUGGGAAAUGUCACUUAUGUUAGAGUGAAUAACACUGAUCAGCAAUCACGGUUUCUGCUGCAAGCAGCUUCAAAGAUGGUGGAAACAAGGUUUGGUUUACUGAUAGUAGACAGUGCUAUUGCCCACUAUAGAACAGAUUUUGGUAGGGGAGAGUUUUCAGACCGGCAAAUGCAUCUAGGCAAGUUUCUGAGGAACCUUCAGAAAUUAGCAUAUGAGUUUGGUGUGGCUGCUGUAAUAACAAAUCAAGUAGACGGUGGUGAACCUAAGCCUAUUGGAGGCAACAUUGUGGCUCAUGCUGUAACAACAAGGUUAGCUCUCAUGAAAGGAAAUGGGAAAGAGCGAAUAUGUAAAGUGAUAAGUUCUCCGUGUUUGGCCAAAGCUGAAGCAAGAUUUCAGAUUUGUGCUGAAGGAAUUGUGGACGUUAAAGACUGAUAUAAUCAAAUUUACUUUUUUACCUGUGCUUGUGUCUUUUUGUGAUAUACAUCCUUAGUUUUAGAGUUUUUUGAACUUCUCUUGAAUGAUGGAUAUUCUUCUCAAGAUCUAUUUCUUUUGCCAAAGAUUUCUCAAGCAUUUGCAGAAUAUAUGUUUGUUGCUC